AUUGUAUAGCAUUUUUAGUCUAUGCUCUAGUCCAAUAUUUUUGGUAGUGGUGGAUUUAUAAAUUCUUUCCCAAGUAUUUCUCGCUAAAUAUAGGCGGGAACCUAUAGUAUUCUUAUUUAAACGGCAACAAUGAGUGUCGAAGAAGAUGUAAUGAAAAUACAAAAGAAAUUGACUAAAAUGACUUCGGAUGAUGGAACGGGACAAGAAGACGCUUUGGAACUUUUAAAAACACUUCAAACUAUGGCAAUAAACUUAGAUGUUCUAACGAAAACCAGAGUAGGUAUGACAGUAAAUGCUUUGCGCAAAUCCAGUAAGGAUGAAGAGGUAAUAUCUUUAUGCAAAACCCUGAUUAAGAACUGGAAAAAGUUUCUUUCAACCCCCAGUACUCCUUCUAAGGAUAAUGGAAACUCAUCUAAAUCUAAAAAAGAAAGUAAAGAUAAGGACAAGAAAGACGACAAGGAAAAAGAUAAAAAGCUGCCAGCCUCAUUUCCACCACAAUCAAACACAACUGAUGCCAUACGACUGAAGUGUCGAGAGCUUCUCACACAAGCUUUGAAGACCGAUGGGGACAAUCCUAGUGCUUGUGCAUCCCCCGAGGAACUUGCAGAGGAGCUGGAAGAGUGCAUUUAUGCUGAGUUCAAAAAUACUGACAUGAGAUACAAAAACAGAGUUCGUUCUAGAGUAGCAAAUUUAAAAGAUCCUAAAAAUCCCACACUGCGCACUAAUUUUUUAAAUGGUGUUGUGGCAGCUUCACGAUUAGCCAGAAUGACACCAGAGGAAAUGGCCAGCGACGAAAUGAAGAAACUGCGAGAGAAAUUUAUUAAAGAAGCCAUUGAUGAUGCUCAACUUGCUACCGUACAGGGUACUAAAACUGAUAUGCUGAAAUGUGGUAAGUGCAAAAAGAAGAACUGCACUUACAACCAACUUCAGACGAGGAGCUCUGAUGAGCCUAUGACCACAUUUGUUCUCUGUAACGAAUGUGGUAAUCGUUGGAAGUUCUGUUAAGACUGUUGAACAAUCUUUAGCAAAUAUAGUGUGUCUGUUACGAUAAUAAUAUGAUACACAGCAGUAUCAAGUAUAAUUAACUAAAUUCAUACUCAAGUUAUACUUUGUUCUUGCUAGAUUCAUUGCAUUGACCUUACUACUAAGAAUGGAAGCAUGUCGGGUAGAUAAGGUAAUCUUAGUUUUAAUGAAAUAAAUUAUCUGCUUUAAGUGAAAA
Molecule: messenger RNA, 1219 nt
Organism: Achroia grisella
Lineage: Eukaryota; Metazoa; Arthropoda; Insecta; Lepidoptera; Pyralidae
Gene: TfIIS
Product: transcription elongation factor S-II
Exons: 2
Coding region: 130-1005 (291 amino acids)
Biological process (GO): DNA-templated transcription; transcription elongation by RNA polymerase II
Cellular component (GO): nucleus
Molecular function (GO): nucleic acid binding; zinc ion binding
Source: RefSeq, a predicted model, not a curated record